Molecule: messenger RNA, 2277 nt
Organism: Aphanomyces astaci
Lineage: Eukaryota; Oomycota; Saprolegniomycetes; Saprolegniales; Verrucalvaceae
Exons: 6
Coding region: 33-1916 (627 amino acids)
Biological process (GO): attachment of mitotic spindle microtubules to kinetochore
Cellular component (GO): Ndc80 complex
Source: RefSeq, a predicted model, not a curated record
CGUAAAUCAACUUCACAUAACUGAGGUGAACCAUGCGGCGGACGACGUUGGGAUCGAUCUCGUCCUCUCAGCUCAAUGCGCAACAGAACACCACCAACCCUUCCAGACUUCCCCUUGCAAAGCCGCUUCAACCUCCCGCCUCUAAUCGGCAAUCGAUGACGUCCGUGGCACAUCGUCGCGCCAGUGUCUUGAACAGGUCAUCGCUCAGUCGCAACAGCUUGUCAGCGCGCAUGUCCAUGAAUGGCAUGCCUCGAGGCAGUCAGAAUGGGUCUGGCAGACGCAGCAGUACGAUCGGAGGACGGGGAAGCCGCAUGACAGACCCGCGGCCGAUCGCUGAUCGGAAUUUCAUGGCGAUGAGCAUUCGGCACUUGAUUGAGUUCUUAACGGACCGCCACUACGACCAUCCGAUCAGCCAUCAACUGCUGUACAAGCCCAUGAAGAAGGACUUUGUGAACAUCAUGCACUUCCUGUUUCGUGAGUUGGACCCAAACUAUGAGGUAUCGGCCAAGAUUGAAGAAGACGUGGCCAACUGCUUUCGAACGCUCAAGUACCCGUUUCCCAUCAGCAAGCUGGCGUUAAGUUCCGUGGGAAGUCCGCACUCGUGGCCACCCCUACUCGCCGCGAUCUCAUGGAUGAUCGAGCUACUCUCGUACGAUGCCAUCGUACAGGACGAAGCGUUGAACAACCCCGACCACAACAAUGGCCAUGACGACGACAGCGACAUGUUUGCGUACUUGACGGUGGCGUACAAGACGUACUUGUCUGGCAGCGACGACGAAUACGAGCUCAUGACUCGCCGCAUGGAAGAAUCCAUGGACCGCAAGAACGACCAAAUCCAACAGGACACGGACGUUGUCCGGCACGAGAACGACGAGUUGCGUCGCCAAAUCGACGCAUUGCAGAAUGGCCAGUCGCUCGUGAGCUUGAACGCAAAGAAACGCGAUUUUCAAGGCGACGUGGACAAGUUGCAGACCAUUGUGAAGACAUAUGAAGCGUCCAAAGUCAAAGCACACGAUGCCAUCCGCGUGUUUGAGCAGCGACUUGCGAAGCGCCAACAAGUGUACCAGACGCAGCAAAGCGCGAUGGCCGAGCUGCAGCGGCGCAUCGACACGCAAGAACUGUCGUCGGACGACUUGGAGCGCAUGACGAGCGAGCGCGGGCGGCUCCAGGAGAUGCUGCUCAAUGUGGAGAAGCGAUACAAGCACAUCCAGGCUAGUCACUGGCAAAAGGAGACGGAGAUCUCGCAGUUUAUGGACCGAAUCGAAGAUCUUGUCAACACGUACAUGUCGUACUGCCGUCGGCUCAAGCUGGACGACCGCAAAGACGCCCACGGAGUCGAGUAUGCGAUUCAGAUCGACGCGCACUCGGGCGGGGCCAAAGCAGCCGCGGCGCUGAUGCAGCACCUGAAGAAGACCAUCGUGCCGAGCUUGCAAGCGUUUCGGCGGCAGCGCGUGGACCGCCUCGAUCGAAUUCUGGACAAGGGCGUGGAAGCCAAGGUGCGGAUUGGGCACGCGACGUCGAGCAUGAACGAAGCGGUAGAAGCGGCGCGGUUGAUUGAUGUGCAGGAGCGCAAGUUGGACGAGUCCAUUCGGAAAGAGCAAGAGGCGAUGGACGUGGCCCUCGAACGCAAGUCGAGGGAGAUUGAAGAGUUGGAGCUCGAGCUGGAACGGCUGCAGACCCAGGACAAGGACGACAUGUCUGGCCUUGGCAGAGCGGACAAGCUGCUCCGCGACGCCAAGGCGGCGUACGCAGACAUGUCGAACCAGUACAAGCAUGAGAUCGAGUCGAGGCUGCGCUUCAUCCAGCACGCGAUCUCCAUGUGCAUUGCGUUCAAGGAACACGCGACCAAGACAAUGACGGACGCCGACCGGUACCUCCGAAGCCAGGACACUCGAGUAUCGUCAACAUCAUCGUAGUUAGUGGUCGAUGAUAAACACAUGUGUGUGUGAUGGAACAACCCGUUGCUGUGGCCUGUGUUGUUGGGAUGUACUACCACCGGUAACGUUAGUUGGUAUUUUCACCCAUUGAUAGGGGUAGAACGGUGAACAUGAUCAAGCCAUGCUUCGUGCCAAUGCCGGGGCAUGGGGGUCGAAUCACAUGGAGGCACUGAGGAUGGCGGCUGCCAAGGCGACAAGCAGGGUCCGCCAUCGACGGUGGGAAUGCGUCGUGGUCUUUCUUCUCGUCUCGCAUGGACAGCCAUGGGGUGCUCUGGUAGCUAACACAUGCACACAACCAGGCUGUUCAAGCGACCUCCGCCAAGAAUCCACGUCAUUUGCG